Molecule: messenger RNA, 940 nt
Organism: Oncorhynchus nerka (sockeye salmon)
Lineage: Eukaryota; Metazoa; Chordata; Actinopteri; Salmoniformes; Salmonidae
Product: ubiquitin-conjugating enzyme E2 N
Exons: 4
Coding region: 79-543 (154 amino acids)
Source: RefSeq, a predicted model, not a curated record
UCACAUGUAUACAUCCGGUAAUAUAUCUAUCUCAUUGUUCUAUCUGUGGUUACAGCUAAACCCCGCAAUAAAGACAAGAUGGCAGGACUGCCCCGCAGGAUUAUUAAGGAGACUCAGCGCUUGAUGGCUGAGCCUGUCCCAGGCAUUAAGGCGGAGCCUGACGAAGGGAACGCCCGCUACUUCCAUGUGGUCAUCGCCGGGCCCCAGGACUCACCCUUCGAAGGUGGCACGUUUAAACUUGAACUCUUUCUCCCUGAGGAAUACCCCAUGGCAGCUCCAAAAGUACGCUUUAUGACCAAAAUAUACCACCCCAACGUAGACAAGCUGGGAAGAAUAUGUCUAGACAUCUUGAAAGAUAAAUGGUCUCCAGCCUUGCAGAUCCGUACUGUCCUGCUAUCAAUCCAGGCAUUACUAAGUGCUCCCAACCCUGAUGAUCCUCUAGCGAAUGAUGUUGCGGAGCAGUGGAAGUCCAAUGAAGCUCAAGCCAUAGAGACGGCCCGGACAUGGACCAGGCUUUACGCUCAAAACAACAUAGAAGUGUAGAAACCGUAAAACAAGCGGAAAGAAACUGAGCGGAAAGUCAGUGUGAGAACACAUUCCUUAUUUCUGCCAAGACCUCUUCUUCUUCCUACUUCAUUUGCAUUUAAAGGACACCGUCUUGGAGGAAAAAAAAGGUAUUAUUAUAAUAAAGUAAACAUUUAAGGAAUAUAUUAAAAAAAGAGGAAAAAGACAAGUAAAUUGGUGAUUUUAAAUGCACAUACGAGAGAAAAAAACAACUUGUCGUCUUUGUCCUAACUCACUACUGUUCAGAUGCAUGGGCAGCCAGGGUUGAGAUCUAACUCACUACUGUUCAGAUGCAUGGGCAGCCAGGGUUGAGAUCUAACUCACCACCUGGCUUUAUUUUCCAUUGAUUUGGGAGGAAACUGCCAACCUCUGCUUU